GCAUGUUGGGCGUGGUAUAAUGACGUAAUAUUAUUUAUCACAAAUCUAUGCCAAAAAAUCAUGGCUGACAGAGAGAAGCUUCUUCAAGGUCAACCUGAUCCUCGUAAUUACGGUCAGCCUCCUCCACCUUAUUAUCAACAAGCGCCUCAACAAACACAUCAAAACACGAUUAUUGUCCAUCAAGCUCAGCCUAUUGUAUAUCAGAGAAGAAUUGUUGCCCCACCGGAUUAUACCUAUCUUGCUGUCAUAGCUGUCAUCUGCUUCUUCCCACUGGGUCUCCUUGCACUCUACAUGGCUAAUAAGACUAAGGAGAGUGUAGCUGCUGGGAAUGUUGGCAAUGCUUGGGGGGAGGCAGUGGCUACAAGAAUAUUGAGUCGUGUUUCUAUAUCAAUUGGAACUCUUCUGCUAGUAUUGAUAAUACUGGCUAUUGUACUACCAAUUACUAUUGGCAGUGAUGAUGAUGACUAAAUAAUUCAAUAAAAAACUUUCAAUUGAACAUUGCCGCUUUAAUAUUUGAGUCUUGUCUACUUUUAGUGCAACUAUAUUGAUAUAAUGGCUAUUGUGUUAUUAAUAAUGUUUAAAAUUUCAAAAAAACAAAAA
Molecule: messenger RNA, 600 nt
Organism: Amphimedon queenslandica
Lineage: Eukaryota; Metazoa; Porifera; Demospongiae; Haplosclerida; Niphatidae
Exons: 4
Coding region: 61-468 (135 amino acids)
Cellular component (GO): membrane
Source: RefSeq, a predicted model, not a curated record